This is a messenger RNA of Seriola dumerili (greater amberjack), 1178 nucleotides long. Its product is annotated as 5-hydroxyisourate hydrolase-like. The transcript has 4 exons. Gene Ontology annotation, molecular function: hydroxyisourate hydrolase activity. Gene Ontology annotation, biological process: purine nucleobase metabolic process. The coding region runs from base 37 to 396 and encodes 119 amino acids. Lineage: Eukaryota; Metazoa; Chordata; Actinopteri; Carangiformes; Carangidae. The record is from RefSeq and is a predicted model, not a curated record.
GCUGCAGCAGAGAGGAGUGUGUACACGGAGCAGACCAUGGCAGCAGCAGAGUCCAGCCCUCUGACCACUCACGUGCUGAACGCCGGUGAUGGCGUCCCAGCAGCCAAGAUGGCCAUCAGCCUGCAUCGACUCGACACCAAGCUGAUGAUAUGGAACAUGCUGAGUGUUGGGACAACAAACGAAGAUGGGCGCUGCCCAGGACUCAUCAGCCGAGGAGCCUUCACCCCCGGCAUGUACAAGCUGCGCUUUGAGACCGGUUCAUACUGGGAGAGUCAGGGUCAGACCUCCUUCUACCCCUAUGUAGAGGUCGUGUUCACCAUCAGUGACCCGGAGCAGAGGUUCCACCUCCCUCUGCUUAUGAGUCGGUUCUCCUACAGCACCUACAGAGGAAGCUGAGGGUUUUUUAUUCUCCUACAGUUGUACAACAACAGUAUAUUGUAUAAUAUCGGGACCAUAUAACAUCAACAAAAUUACAGUUAUACAAAGAAACAACAACAUAAAGUUUUCAUUUCAUUAACCAGUUACAUCCGUCCAAAGACUUCCACAGUACUGACAAUUCCACAGGAAGCUCCGAGGACGAGCAGCUACAGCCUCAACACAACCAGGGAUGGAGAGAGAUGGGUGUCUGUUGUGUUGUAUUAAAUUAAACCUUUCUUUGCUUUUUGUUCAUUUUUUUCCCCCCAGUUACAAAAUUGCUUUACAUUUGCUGACUGUUGAAUUUCCAAUACGUGAUUAUAUAUUUACAGUUUUUGUACAGUGUAUAUGAAGCAACUGAAAAUACAGCUGAAAUGAUUAGUUGAUUUCAUUUUUCUGUUUUAGGUUUUUCUGUUUCAAUUAAUCUAAUUAGCUAAUUGAUGACAGUCCAACUGAAAUCACAUUCAGCCAUCCCUUUCGCAGUGUAAAAUAAUGGUAUUGUUUUUUUUUGUUUGUUUGUUUUUUUUAUAUGUAUUGUUUGUAGUUUUAAUAUUAAAAGGAGAAAAGUUGUCUCUGGACAAAUAUCACUAAAUUUUAUGGUUUUAACCUCUUGACAUUAAGGAUUUGCUGCUUUUCUUUGUGUUAUAGUCCUGUGAUAGUUAAUUAAAAAUCUGUGGGUUGUUGACCGUUGAUUACCAGCAGAGCCUCUGGGAAAUUGAUAAUUUAAUUUUGAUCAUUUUCCUUUUUUACCUUCUUUAUUUCAA